GAUAAAAUAUCGCAAAACCUCCAGAUUUUAAAGAACCGCUUGGAUUGACAUAAAAUUUGGCACACACGUAGCUAAAAAGCCAAAGAAAAAAGUGAGAUUAUGCCGAUAUGUUCUGUUGUCCUGGAUGUGACUUUCACCCCUUCUUGGAGCUAUAGGUACGUGUCCCAAAUUUUAUGUCAAACCAAGCGUUUCUUCAAAAUUCUGACCAAAAACCCUAAGUAAAUUAAACGAAAAUAUAAAAUGAAUUUUUCAAACAAAAAUUUUAAGUCGGUAUGAGAAAUUUUAAUUUAACAGAUGAAAUCAAAUAAACACAAUUCAACUCGUAAAAUAUUUAGACCCUUGCUUGGUAAUCCAGCUGAACAGAGUUUCAGUCAUGCUAGUCGAUGAGUCCGUUCAAACAAGUAGAAAAAUGGAGCGAAAAGCUUUUGAGGAACGUGUUAUUAAAGAAGGAAUGGACCUUUGGAAAAAACAAAGGGAGUUUGAGCUUCGAAGAAAAUUACAGGAACAAAGAGAGAUUCGACAAAUGAUGGAUACAUACUGGCCUUGGGGGAAGGGUACUGAUGCUAGACCUAGAGGAUUACGAAACCUUAGACUUGAAGAGUUGUUCCCCAACAAGGAUUAUAUAAAUAACAAACGAUACGUGGGCAGCUUGGGAUUGACCAAUAAGGCAGGCGGAGGGGGAGCACCAAUAUUUAGUGACGGAAAAAAAAUUACACGAACAUGUGAAGAUCCAAUGCUACGAUUCCAAUUUGGCAGUAAAGAUUUAAGAAAAUGUGUUGACAACACACUUAGAUAUAAAACGAAUAAACAACAACAAGAGGAGUAUAAAAAAGAAUUGGAUAAGCUGGUUGAAGAAAAGAAGCAGAAGGAAAAACAAGAAAAGAAAGAAUCGGUGCACUUUCACCAGGAACAAGGCUGGUCUGAUGAGAAAACUUUAAAACACCUAGAAAAUGAAACAAUAAAAUCUAACAUACACGACAACAAAAAAUUGAAUGGCAGUAAUAAACAUCUUACGUCGCAUAUUACCCACAGUAAACCUUCCUCGAGGUUAGAUCCUAUAGCCUAUCCCAAAAGAAAUUUUAUUCCCGUGGGGCGUAAUCGCAAACUCUCUCCCUUAUCGGAAAAUAAGGACGAAGGUGUAGAGUUGGUAGCUUUGCUAGCAAAAGACAGGAAAUACCCUCUUAAGAUUCCAUUGUGUAGUUCUGACGUUACAUCGGAAAAGAAAAUGGGAAAUAACUUGAAACCUGGUAUUUGGAGCCGUCAGGGAUCGGCAUAUUUAAAAGCGUUGGCAGAACAAAUGAUGUACAAACAACAUAAAACGCAGGAAAUGAAAGCUAAAGAAGAGGAAAAUAGCAAGAAGCACUUUUCCACGUGGAGUGGCUUUUGGGGAAGACCUGGAAACGGCGCUCCUUUGCCUGAGAUUCGAAAACAAUGUCUGGACGAUAUGCUUUACCCAAAAAUGACCCCAAUUGGAGUGCACUGAUGUUAAGCAAUAUUCUUUUUGAAAAAUAUCAGUAUUACUAGUAUUAACUUUUUGCAGUAUUGUUCAAUAUACACUUUAUUUAAUGUUAUUUACAAAUUUUACAUUUGUUGAAUAAAUAUUCACGCCUAC
Messenger RNA from Diabrotica virgifera virgifera (western corn rootworm), 1612 nucleotides. RefSeq lists its product as uncharacterized. The record is from RefSeq and is a predicted model, not a curated record. The transcript has 9 exons. The coding region runs from base 374 to 1483 and encodes 369 amino acids. Lineage: Eukaryota; Metazoa; Arthropoda; Insecta; Coleoptera; Chrysomelidae.